AUGCUGCUGAACGGUAAUGUUGUAAUUUAUGCAGCGGUCUCUCCCACUUACUGGGCGAAAAUUGUUCUCGGAAGAGGCUCAUCUGCUUUGCUGAGAAUUCUAGGAUUGGCGACUACCAAUCUUCUCUCGUUCGCCUGGUUUCUUAUUUUCGGUGACAUUUCAGUUUUUAAAAUUGCAGUAGUCGCGCUGGCACUUGUGGUCGUUGGGAUAACGUACGCUGGUUACGGAGCGUAUGCGAGCUUCAUCGGCGCCAUCGUUAUGGGACUCAUCGCAGUACUGAGCUCAGCAGUGAACUCGUUGUUUCUUCGUAGAGACCCAAAGAAAUCAGUUGCGACUGUUCCACCUAGAGGCAAGUUUGCAUAUUACAUAGUAGAAUUGCCGAUGCAGGUAGGUCGCGGUGUGGGAGGUCUUCGUGGAUCUACGGGGGUCUGUUUUCGUGACCUGUCGCACACCAUCACCGAAGAAUCGCUAGGAGCAGAAUAUGAUGCCCCACGUUAA
This is a messenger RNA of Mesocestoides corti, 498 nucleotides long. Lineage: Eukaryota; Metazoa; Platyhelminthes; Cestoda; Cyclophyllidea; Mesocestoididae. The record is from the annotation of a GenBank genome assembly.